UUGUGAGAGCAAUAAUUAGGAAAUUGGACCAUAUUGCAGGCCGUGGGGAAGAAGAACAUGUUACUGUCGGUUGUUCUGUGCUACACCACCUUCUUGUACUAGUGUUCCCCCUUUGGCUCUAUAGUAGGAGUAUUCAUUCCUCUAUUAUUCUUUCCUUACAAAUCACAUCUUCUUUUAGUAAUUUUACUUUCUAGACUUUAAAACUUUUUAUACCUCUUUUUAUUGUUUAAUAUUAGCUAAAUUAAACCACAUUAUUUUUCUCCCCUUCAUUAUUUUCUUUUUAAUCUUAUCUUAUUUAGGGUUUUACUAUUUAUUAUCCUUCCCAAUCCCAUCAAAUCCAACUCCGAACCCACUAUCUAAUUAGUAAUUACCCCUUUGAUAUAUAUAUCUAGGGCUUUUGGUUAGUGGAUAAAGCAUGCCCACCCAUGUCAAAAUCAAGUUUGCUUAGUCAAUUAUAGUUCAUAUCCAAUGACUACAAAUACCCUAAUUAUACACUAAUUUUCUCUUAAUUAUUUAAUUAACACCCUUGAUUCAUUCCCUCUAGAACUCAUAUUUUCUACAUAGUCAAAUUCUCUUGAUUUGAUUUUGAAUGGAAGUCAAGAAGCCAAAUAAAGAGAUUCCAAUUCAUCCCAAUAAUUCAUUCAUUUACAAAAACACUUUAUCUCCACCAUCUCCACCACCACCAACAUCACAAAAGAAAACUCUAACCCUAGAUCCAUCCCAUCCAACAAGUGAUUCAGAUCCGAAUCCAAAUCUAAAAAUGAUCCGUUAUCGGGAAUGCCAAAGAAACCACGCGGCUCAUUUGGGAAACCACGUGGUAGAUGGUUGUGGCGAGUUUAUGCCUUCGGGCGAGGACGGAACACGCCUCGCCCUAAAGUGUGCGGCUUGCGAUUGUCAUCGCAAUUUUCAUAGACAAGUGGUAGAAAAUGAUACUACCACGUCUAUGGCCACACCACUUUUACAAGUAAGACCCGGUGCACUCACACCAACUACAACAAAUUGUUAUAUUUCUUUUAACAAGUACCACAAGCAUAAUAAUAACCUUUUACCGGUAACUACUACUAGUGCUGCUACUCCGGUGCACAACUCCCACCUCCGAGCGCCAGUAAUGAUGGCGUUCGGAGGCGGGGGAGUAGCAGCAGAAUCCUCUAGCGAUGACCUAAACGCGUACCGAUCGGGAAAUUUGGAGUUUGUUGAACAAUAUGGAGUAACCAAGAAGAGGUUUCGGACGAAAUUUUCUCAAGAACAGAAAGAUAAAAUGAUGGAAUUUGCGGAGAAACUUGGGUGGAAAAUGCAGAAGCAAGAUGAAGUAGAAGUGCAGAGAUUUUGCCGUGAAGUGGGUGUUAAAAGGCAAGUUUUUAAAGUUUGGAUGCACAAUAAUAAACAAGCCACGAAAAAGAAACAAUCUGGUUAAUAUAUAUGUAUAUAAGAGAUUAUUUGUGAAUAAAAUUAGUGUAUUUGUAGGAUAUAUAGAUAAUUAAUUAUAGAGUAAAAUCUCAUUAUUAUCUUAAUUAUUUGGGACUUGAUGAAUUUACAAUUUUUUACAAAUGUAAUUUCUCAAACAAAGAUUGAAUUUUAUUGUGAAACCCAACAAACAAACCCAAUUUAGAGGAAAUUGGAUACUCAUACAAGGAUUUAGCAUAUUCAUCUGUUGCAUGUUCUCUUUGGUCGUAUUUUCCUUUGCGGAUGUAUGUUGUUGUCUUUCAUUUUUAUCUAUACUUUGAUUAUAGUUUAAUUACUAUGAGCGAAAUACACUGAAUACGAUAAUGAUGAUAAUUUGCUACAAGUUCUACUAUUGGCAAAGCAUGGUUACCUGCAGCAUAUUCAAGAGUCAAAUUUAGCUUACUAAAGACAGGUUGGCUAAAGCUUAAUUAGGUACCGACAUCCCUUCCUAAUUAUCAAAGGUAUGUUGAAUUCUUAACCUUAAUCGUUUUCUCAAAAUGUAUCUAUUUUUUUAAAAAUUUAUUUAUUUAUUUAUUUAUUUAUUUGGGGUGUAUCCCAACUAUUUCUGCCUUGGACCCAAUUAUCCAAAUACCUUAAAUGUUAGAUUAAAAUGAACAUUUUAUUUCGUCAAUUUUUCAUUCCUAUAAUACAUUCGUUAGGAUAACAAGUAGUAUUAAUUUUCAUCGCUUUUCCUUGCAUCACUAACGACCGAUUUGGUAAUCAGUAUUAAUUAGUGAGAAUGGUAAUGAAAAGUUAAUGUAAUUUUGGUAGAAAUAUCUCUUGAUAAAUUUAAUGGUUAUAUUUAUUCUCCUUCAACAAUCUUAUUUUCUUAAAAAAUUCAUUUCAAUGCAUUACCAUCUAAACAUGUAGUAUUAGGUGGUAAAGGAAGAUUCUGAAUAAAAAAACCUUUCAAUGAUUCAACUUUCAUUACCAUGGGAAUGACAUGAUACAUAUUAUGAAAAUUUACACUAUAAAUCAUUCCCAUUACCACCAAUUAGUACCGUUAAUCAAACGAGCCGUAAGCAGCCAGUAUACACCGUCAACCUUUGACUUGUGAUUAUCAAUUGUUUGAAUGUGGCCAAAAUCACCUUCUAGCUCUAGUAUAUCGAACAUUCUUUGAUCCCUACACACAUGUAUCGAGGCGGUUAAAUCUAACACAUACUUCUCUUGAUGACUACCUCUUUAUCAUUUUGAGUAAAGAAAGUGUCUUCAUAAUAUUUCUUGUUAGGCUACAUUAUUGGAAGAGCCCCAUCUUCAUCCAACAUUACCUACCUCAAAAUUUUCUUUUAACUAUGUUAAAUUCUUCAAAUUCUCUUCCUCCAUCAUACAAUUUUGUUGUAUAUGACCCUUUUUGUGACAAUAUUAGGAUUCCCGAUCACUCCAGUUUCUCAGUCGAGACCUUGACUAAAGUGGCUCUCACGUCUCCAUUUAUUCUUCCCUCUUUCAAACUCCUUGACUAGUGCUAAGUCAUCUUCAUCUUCGGACCCUUUUAAUCUAUUUUUAGAUUUCAUUUUUUCACUCUCCCUCACAAUAAAUUAAUAUUUUUUUUUCCUCCUAGGAGAUCCUAGGCCUUCCUUUAUUAUUGUAUUCUUUGGAGUGUCCUUUGUCAUUACCCACCAAAGUACUUCUCUUGAUAUCUUAUUGUAUGUUUUUUUCAAAUCGAUAAAAACCUUGUACAACAUCUCUUUUUCUAGCCCUAUAGUACUUCAUCAUUUGUAUCAUAAGAUGGAAUGCUUUCAUUAUAGAUCUCUCAAGCAUAUUCCAAAUUGGUUCUCUAUAUGGAGGUAUAUCUCCUCAUACGUAUCUCUAUUAAUCUUUUUCCCAUAAAUUCAUAGUAUGAAUCAUGAGUUUUAUUUCUUAAUAAUUAGAUCAAUC
Molecule: messenger RNA, 3318 nt
Organism: Amaranthus tricolor (Joseph's coat)
Lineage: Eukaryota; Viridiplantae; Streptophyta; Magnoliopsida; Caryophyllales; Amaranthaceae
Product: zinc-finger homeodomain protein 6
Exons: 1
Coding region: 590-1414 (274 amino acids)
Biological process (GO): regulation of DNA-templated transcription; regulation of developmental process
Cellular component (GO): nucleus
Molecular function (GO): transcription cis-regulatory region binding; DNA-binding transcription factor activity
Source: RefSeq, a predicted model, not a curated record